CUCUUCUCUUUCAUCUUAUCAUACAAUCAAGCAUACACUUAGACAAAUAGACAUGGCUAACCUAUUCACUGACUUCUGGGCGACUGUUCAGCAGGGUCCCGAAGACCCUAUCCUCGGUGUUCAAGACAAAUUCAACGCCGAUAAAGAUCCCAAAAGGGUCAACCUUGGUGUCGGCGCAUACCGAGACGAAGAUGGGAAACCAUGGGUACUUGAUUCUGUCCUCAAAGCGGAAGAUAUAUUGCAACAGAAAAAACUCAAUAAAGAGUAUUUGCCCAUAACGGGAGCAGCGGACUUUACGAAGUUGGCCUCGGAGUUGGCUUAUGGAAAAGAAAGCAAACCAAUUGUGGAAGAUAGAAUCGCCGUGGCUCAAUCUAUCUCCGGUACAGGAGCUUUGAGGAUUGCUACUGGAUUUCUCUCAUUCCAUUACACAGGUCCACAGGUCGUAUACAUCCCAAACCCGACAUGGGGGAAUCACAUUCCUAUCGUUGAGCAAACAGGUAUGAAGUCCGCAAGAUACAGGUACUUUGACAAAAAGACUGUUGGAUUGGACUUUGAGGGUAUGAAAGAGGAUAUCGAAGCUGCCGAACCAGGAUCAAUUAUCCUCCUCCACGCCUGUGCCCAGAAUCCCACAGGUAUCGAUCCCACCAAGGAACAAUGGAAAGAACUCAGCAUACUUCUCAAGCAGAAAAAGCACCUUGCAUUGUUCGACAUGGCCUACCAAGGAUUCGCUUCGGGUGAUGUCUCCGGAGAUGCCUUUGCUGUGCGUCACUUUGUUGAACAAGGACAUCAGAUUAUCUUGUGUCAAUCGUUCGCCAAGAACUUGGGUCUUUAUGGGGAGAGAGCAGGGACAUUCUCGAUGGUUUGCUCCUCUAAAGAGGAGAAGAACAGGGUGUUAAGUCAGGUCAAGAGAGUGAUCAGGCCUUUGUAUUCUAGUCCUCCCCUUCACGGCGCUCAACUCGUCGCUACCAUCCUCGGUACACCCGAGCUACUCGAACUAUGGCUUACCGAAGUCAAGAAGAUGGCAGAUAGAAUUAUCGAUAUGCGCUCUAAGUUGUAUGACCUGUUGGUGAAGCUUGAGACUCCGGGCGAGUGGGGACAUAUCAAGUCGCAGAUUGGCAUGUUCUCUUUUACUGGUCUCACUCCCGAACAAGUCACCGCUCUCGCUGAACAUGCCCAUGUCUACAUGACCAUGGAUGGACGGAUCAGUAUGGCAGGCUUGAACGAUCACAAUGUGCAGUAUUUCGCAGAGAGUAUGAGCAAGGCCGUCAAGGGCGAGCUCAAGGCGAAGUCUUCUCUCUGAGUCAUAGUGACUUGAUCUAGAUGAUGCAUGGAUCCUAUUGAGUGUUCC
Messenger RNA from Tremella mesenterica DSM 1558, 1348 nucleotides. RefSeq lists its product as uncharacterized. The transcript is spliced from 13 exons. Gene Ontology annotation, cellular component: mitochondrion. NCBI's taxonomy places the organism in Eukaryota, Fungi, Basidiomycota, Tremellomycetes, Tremellales, Tremellaceae. The record is from RefSeq and is a predicted model, not a curated record. Gene Ontology annotation, molecular function: pyridoxal phosphate binding; L-aspartate:2-oxoglutarate transaminase activity. Gene Ontology annotation, biological process: L-aspartate catabolic process; biosynthetic process. The coding region runs from base 53 to 1300 and encodes 415 amino acids.